CCAUUCUGAUUCUUGUUGUUGGACUGAGGAGUAAAAACGCGGUUUCCCACACAAAGUAUAGGAUGAUGUCCAUCGUCCCAAUCACGUUACCAACCUCGCUAAUAACUAGAGUCUAUUAAUUUUCUCUCUUUUUAUAGAUAGAUGAAAUCUCGUUCUAAAUUACCACUUUUGAUGCAUGCAUGGCAAUCUUCUUCUCCCUCCUUCAGCAAGCUAAGUGGUUCUAAGAAAUGGAAAAUGAGAAAUGGGACCCAUAAGCAUAACCCAUUAACCCCCUCUUUCUCUCUUAACUAGUUCACACUUGAGAUAUAGAGAGAGAGACAGAGAAGGGUCAACGGUCAACGACGACGUUUACCACCAUAUUCUUAUUAUAUUCUCUUCCUUGCUUUCUUGCUUCCAUAUAGCAUUCCUCUGCUUUAAUUUUAUGUAUGUGUGUUGUGACUGUGUUGGGUUCAGUAUAUCAUCAUGGCCACACCUCAAGAAUCUGUACAAGGCAGCAGCACCUGCAACUUCUUCACCAAGUUCAGUUCACUUUCCUCACUUGCCAAGUUGCUUCUCCCAACCCCUCGUCGUCUCAAGCUUGAUCCUUCCAACAAGCUCUUCUUACAUUAUGCGCCGGGAAAGCAGGUUAGAAGUGCCAUCAAAAUUAAAAACACCAGCAAAUCCCAUGUAGCUUUCAAGUUUCAAACUACUGCACCCAAAAGUUGUUUCAUGCGUCCACCUGGGGCUAUUCUUUCGCCAGGCGAGAGUCUAAUUGCAACCGUGUUCAAGUUUGUAGAGCCUCCAGAAAACAAUGAAAAACCACAAAAACCUGCACUCAAAUUUAAAAUCAUGAGCUUGAAGGUCAAAGGACCAAUGGACUACAUCCCUGAGCUGUUCGAUGAACAGAUAGACAAAGUGAUCGUAGAGCAGAUUUUGCAGGUUGUUUUUCUGGAUCCAGAGCGUCCUAGUUCUGCUCUGGCGAAACUGAAUCGGCAGCUAGCUGAGGCCGACGCUGCUAUGGAGGCGCGUAGGAAGCCUCCGGAAGAUGCUGGUCCUAGGAUUAUGAGUGAAGGGCUUGUCAUAGAUGAAUGGAAAGAGAGAAGGGAAAGGUACCUAGCAAAGCAGGAGCAGCAGGGGACUCUGUAUAGCGAAUGUUAGAAUUGAACAUUAGCCUCAACAUGCACACUGAACUUGGUUGCAUUUUAAUGCAUCUACAAAUUACUAAACUACUAUUCAAGUUCGUUGAGACCUACCCCACAAUGCACAAUUCUCCAUUCAUUGGUUGUUAGGAAUUUUUUUAAUAAAUAAAUAUAUACUAUAUUUCCAUGUAUUUAUUUUUUCCAUCAAAUUCAAGACCCUUGGAGCUAGCAUAUAUGGUUAGUAAUAGUAUAGUAUAGCACAAGAAAGUGCUUCCUUCA
Arachis stenosperma is the source of this 1397-nucleotide messenger RNA. RefSeq names its product vesicle-associated protein 4-2-like. Gene Ontology annotation, cellular component: endoplasmic reticulum membrane; plasma membrane. The transcript is spliced from 7 exons. Bases 463 to 1137 code for a protein of 224 amino acids. NCBI's taxonomy places the organism in Eukaryota, Viridiplantae, Streptophyta, Magnoliopsida, Fabales, Fabaceae. Gene Ontology annotation, biological process: endoplasmic reticulum membrane organization. The record is from RefSeq and is a predicted model, not a curated record.